AUGCCGAGCACCGGACAAGGUUCAUUGUGGGAAAAUUCCCAGCUACUUAGGGCCCUGAUGCCGCUACAAUGGUUCUAUGCCUGCUGCGGGGUGGCUUUGCCACCGAUUUUGAUACAACCUCCCCGAAAAAACUCCCCAAAAAUCUUCGCUCUUCUAAUAUGGUUCCUAUUUUCCCUCUAUGUGACCCUUUUGAAUAUCCUGGUCUCCUGGAUGGUCUGCAAGAGUAAUGAAAUCCUGGAGCAAGUUGUGCAACUCUAUAUUCUCGAUGAGGUAACAAAAAUCCUAACUGCCGUUCAAACCUAUGAUGUCGUGGCCGUGCAAUUGGCAAUGCUGUGGUGCAUCUUUUGUAAACGAAAAACCCUGAGGGAGAUCCAUAAAAUUGUGGCCGAACUGGAACGCGAUAUUUGCCUAUUUGAAAAAUCUCUGGAGGAUAAAAGCGAGGAAUUUCAAAAAUCCUGCUACCGAUUCCGCCGCAGACUCUUCAGCCGAUGUGUAGUAUUUUUAAUUCUGCACAGUUUCCUCCUGGGCUAUGCCAAAUUUCCAUUGGUCUGGUAUUCCCUUUCGAACUUUGGAAAAUUGCUAAUUUUGAUUACCUUCCACCUGAUGCAUGCUAAGUGUUCGGAAUAUCGCAUUAUGAUGCAGUUACUCGAUGAAAUAAUAACUGCUCUUUUAUUCUCCCUCAUGAAUUUAAAAUAUGAAAUUGCUCGCCAUCAAAUAUUGGGAAGUUGUGGUGCGAUCAAGGAGUCCAAGCUCCAUGAAAAACUGAGGUCGCAUCAAUUCCUUGUCGCUCGUUAUUGGUAUUUGAUAAAACUGGUGGAAUCCUAUUUUGCCCUGCCUAUGCUGGUACUUUUCCUCUAUAAUGGUAUUAACGUUGUUCACAGCAUUAAUUGGAUAUAUGUGCGAACAUUUAUUCAUAUGCAUUUGGAUACGAAGCAUCCAAAUCGUGCCAGUUAUAUUAUUUUGCUAUUUAUUAAUAUCAUGUGGACCUGUUGGCUAAGUCAAAUAUGUAUUGAUAAGGUGGGUACUGGCUAUCAACAAAUGGCCAACAUUUUACAUAGCAUUAAAUUACCGGUCAAUGAUUUGUCUUUAAGGCAUCGCCUUCGUGAAUAUUCCCUGCAGUUGAAGCAUCAGAAAAUUCAGUUUUCCUGUUGGGGUUUCUUCGACAUCAAUAUGAAAUAUUUUGGUUUGAUGUCAUUGGCGAUAUUGACAUAUGUCUUCAUUCUAUUACAAUUUAAAAUGCAAGAGCAAACUGAAAAAGUUAAGAGAUUGUAA
Musca vetustissima is the source of this 1272-nucleotide messenger RNA. RefSeq names its product putative gustatory receptor 98b. Gene Ontology annotation, cellular component: dendrite; axon; membrane. Gene Ontology annotation, biological process: sensory perception of taste. The record is from RefSeq and is a predicted model, not a curated record. Bases 1 to 1272 code for a protein of 423 amino acids. NCBI's taxonomy places the organism in Eukaryota, Metazoa, Arthropoda, Insecta, Diptera, Muscidae. The transcript has 4 exons.